GACGAGUUCUACUAUGGAAUCAUGAAACAAAGACAUUGUAUAAAUAGUCGACAUCUUGUUGGAAGCAGUCAGUUCAUUGUUGACAACUUAAUUAUCAACAAUUAGUGAAAAAAGACUAACAUAUUAUAAUGAAACUGAUUUUAGUUUUAUUGGCAACUUUUUUAGUGGCUACAGUAUGUGCGGGGUACGGUGAUGCAAAUGGUUACGGAGGAGAUGGUUCAAAUUUUGAAGAAAGGAAGGGUUACAAUCGUUCGAAAGGUUAUGGAGAAUCAAGAGGCUAUGGAGUAUAUAGACAUCGGCCAAGAAGCAGACGAGGACAUAGGAUAAGUAGACCAGGCUCAUCAUGGUAUAAUCCUGGAGGUCCAAUAAAAACCACGAUAGACGAACCGACCGAAAAGCCAACCUCAGCACCAGGCACAGGAACGCCAAACACUGGAUUCCCAACUAAUCCAACUGGUGGACCAGGAACUGGCGUAACCUCCGUGACGAACACUCGAUUCCCAACUAAUCCAACUGGUGAACCAGGAACUGGCGAAACAUCCGUGACGAACACUCGAUUCCCAACUAAUCCAACUGGUGUACCAGGAACUGGUGAAACAUCCGUGACGAACACUCGAUUCCCAACUAAUCCAACUGGUGGACCAGGAACUGGUGAAACAUCCGUGACGAACACUCGAUUCCCAACUAAUCCAACUGAUGGACCAGAAACUGGCGAAACAUCCGUGACGAACACACGAUUCCCAACUUAUCCAACUGGUGGCUCAGGAAGUUCUCCAACGGAAGCACCAACAUCUUCGCCCUCUCCUCCAUGUUCGAUGGGAAAUGUUAAUCAAAUCACUAUUCUAGAAUCUAUAAAAUCUUUAUUCGAUAGAACGCUCAAGGCUGCUGUUAAAGUCGUCAGAUAUUUCUUGAGCGUAAUUUUCAAAAAUCUGCUCAAUGUCCUCACCAAUGUCGUGCCAAAGGGUGGGAGGGUUAACGUAAUAAAUCUGAUAACUUUGCUGAAAAGGCUGAAGAAUCCCACACUUUCAACCUUGAUUUUCAAGGUCCUAAAAUUGUAUAAGGCAAAAGAGUGUCUGGCUUUUGAAUUAAUUCCGAAUUUCAUUCUGAACACCAAAAUCAAUAUUAAUGCAUUCAUUAAGCUGUUCCGAAGUCAAUGCCAAUAUAGAACUUCGGUUACAUUCACUUUGAUUCUUAAUGUAAUUGGUGAUUAUUUAGUUAAUGUAUACUCUAUCAGAUUGCAUUGAAAAUAUGCCGCAGUGAUUCGGUAACAAGUUCUUUUUUUAAUCUGGUAAUAAUAUUCAAAUUGUACUUAAACUUUGAAAUAUAUUGUUAAUAAAAUUUGAAAAUACUUACAAUAAA
Sitodiplosis mosellana (orange wheat blossom midge) is the source of this 1359-nucleotide messenger RNA. RefSeq lists its product as uncharacterized. The record is from RefSeq and is a predicted model, not a curated record. The transcript is spliced from 9 exons. NCBI's taxonomy places the organism in Eukaryota, Metazoa, Arthropoda, Insecta, Diptera, Cecidomyiidae. Bases 129 to 1244 code for a protein of 371 amino acids.